This is a messenger RNA of Chelonia mydas (Green sea turtle), 2677 nucleotides long. RefSeq lists its product as uncharacterized. Gene Ontology annotation, biological process: positive regulation of natural killer cell mediated cytotoxicity; natural killer cell activation; immune response-activating cell surface receptor signaling pathway. Lineage: Eukaryota; Metazoa; Chordata; Testudines; Cheloniidae. The record is from RefSeq and is a predicted model, not a curated record. The transcript is spliced from 4 exons. Bases 1419 to 2174 code for a protein of 251 amino acids.
UGCCAGCUCCGAUCCAGCGCCAGGGUGGGGGACUAGCUGGCUCAGGAGGUGGGAAUGGGUUACGGGGGUGUCCCCUCUAUGGGGCGUUGGUCCAGGAAUCUCCUAACCCCUCAUUUCUAUUGUCUAGGGUUUCCAGGGGGACGUCCACAUACCCCACCCCUAGAUCCAUCUCUGUGUGUCCAUCCAUCCACCUACCCUAUCCCUAGAUCCAUCUCUGUCUGUCCGUCUGUCCUUCUACCCCACUGCACAAUAUUCAGCCCUAUCUGUCCAUAUACCCCACCCCUAGAUCCAUCUCUGUCUGUCCAUCGAUCCACAUACCCCACCCCUAGAUCCAUCUCUGUCUGUCCAUCCAUCCACCUACCUUAUCUCUAGAUCCAUCUCUGUCUACCCAUUCAGCCCAACCCCUACAUUUCAUCUGUCUGUUUAUCUAUGUACCCAUCCAUCCCACCCCAAAAAAAUAUCUAUCUAUCUAUCUAUGCAUCCAUCAACAUAGAUCUAGGGGUGCAGGAUGUGUGCAUGGAUGCAUAGAUAGAUGUGGAUAUGUCACAUCAGGUCAAUGAGAAGUAUUCUGUUUCCAUAAAACAAAUAUUUCAUUUAGUAUUGACUCCUCUUCAUAAUAUCAAAUCAAACUAGUCUGGAAAUGCAAAAUCAAAUCAUUCCCUAUUGACCCUAUCCAAAACGCUUUCUCUGCCCCAGUUUUAAAUCAAGUGUCACCCUGUCGAGGAGACGGCAUUUCCCAAGAGGAAAACGUUCCGUCAGGACAAAUUCUGACCCCUCCAGUUUGAAGCACAAAUUCUAUAAAGUGGAGGCCUGUGUUUGUGGUGUAUUUAAAAGGGUUAAAAUGACGAGCUGCCACUUUAAUUUGUAAGGGGGUUUCCUGGUCCUUGUGAGGGGGAAGCCGUUCCGUACCCCUCAUUGUUUUGGUUGCCCUUCUCUGUACCUUUUGCAAUUCUAAUGUAUCUUUACUUGAUAUGAGGUGACCAAAACUGCACGCAGGGUCCAAGGUGCGGGCGUACCAUGGAUUUAUAUAGAGGCAAUAGGAUAUUUUCUGUCUUUUUCUCUCUCCCUUUCCUAAUGGAUGCUCACAGUCUGGUGACUUUUUUCACUGACGCUGCACAGUGAGUGGAUGUUUGCAGAGAACUAUCCACAACGACUCCAAGAUCUCUCUUGAGUGGUUACAGCUAAUUGAGACCCCAUCAGUUUGUAUGUACAGUUGGGAUUCUGUUUUCCAAUGUGCAUGACUUUGCAUUUUCCACCCUUGAGUUUCAUCAGCCAUUUUGUCGCCCAGUCACUGAGUUUAGUGAGAUCCCUUUGUAAUUCCUCGCAGUCUGCUUUGGACAUAGCAGUGUUGAUGUUGGGUCUCUGUUGGGGUGGAAGUGAAAGCCCUGUGCAGUGUGUUAUGGAGAGUGUUGUGAGCAAUGGCAAGGUGGACAGGAACGCACAAUUGUUUCCCCUUAGCUUCUUCUCUCCAUGCUGCUAAGGCUUUGGGCAGCUGGGGCUUGUCUUGUUACCACUCGUUGUCGUUUUGCUUUGAUGCUAUCAUGUUUAUUGCCCUAGUUCACGAAAGUCUCACAGUGCUUCAGAGCCCCGCUGUCCUUCGAGCGUCCCCCGGCGAGACCGUGAACCUCAGCUGCUCCUUCGACAACAGACAGGGCAGUGUGUUCAAAGCGACGUGGACCAUAGCACCCGGAGUCGUGCUGGAAUCUCACCAUCCCUUCUACAGCGGACGGCUCAAUGUGUCCGACCUGGAUCUGCUCCAGAGAGGGGAGGUUACGCUGACCCUGUCGGAGCUGGAGCAGCGGGACUCUGGUCUCUAUCAGUGCCACAUCAGCAUCCGCCAGGGAGAGAGCGGGACAGGAGCGGGCACCGAGCUGCAGGUGAUGGGGAGAAACCAGAGUGACACAGGUAAAGAACCUGCCCCCGUAGGGUGCGGCGACCGGGAGCUCCUGUACCAGGUCGCCAUCGCCCUGGGACUCCUUCUCAUCCUCGGCCUGGCGGCCACCCUCCUCCUCAAGAGACGCCGAGCGCCGCCCCCCUCGCAGCCCCACCAGCGGCAGCCGAAGGGCCACGGCAGCCGGGGGGCCGAGGAGAGCGAGAGCCUGCACUACGCAGAGAUUAAAAUCCAGACUCCAGGACGCAGGGAACACACCUCAAACCACGCCCAGCGGCGCUGAGUCCCUCCACACCCAGCACCACCUGAGUCCCUCACACUCAGAGCCACGCUGCCAGGAGGGAAUUCCCCACAGGAGGAGACCCUCACAGGGUUUGAGGGAGAGCAGAAGAAAAUUAUGGAUGUGAAGGUCCCUGUGAACCCCAACAAAACCCAACUAGCCCUGUCUACGACAGGGAAUAAUCGACUAGGGCAUGGAUCUACCCUCAGGAAAUGCCUUCUCCGGGGCCUCCUGGAUAUAACUAUAUCACGUCCCUGUGUGUUAUUUCCCUGUCCUCUCUGGAGUGAUUGCAACGCCUCCCUGUGGAGCGUGCCCAGCUGGGGGUAAUUAACGCAGCGUCUGGUCCCUCUUCCUAACUGAGCACGAAGAGAAACGCUCGCCCAGCUCAGCAUGGUGUGGGCGGUGGAACUGGUCUGAAUGACCAGCGUGACUGCUCCAGCCAGCUGGAAUUGCUCAAAGAAAGUGAUUUUUUUUGGUUUAAAAUUAAACCAAAUUGAUGUGAAAAA